GCUAUUUUCGAGCGUUUUUGGAUUAAUGGAGCCGUUUAAUGUUAUACAAACAAAAGCAAAGCGGGUGCGUUCCAACCCAACAAAGAAGUGGCUGUUGGAAGAAGAGAAAUUAUUGGUGGAAUUUUUGACGCAUAACAGGGAAUUUGAGAAGCCAACGUCUCAAAUUUAUUAUAGACGUUUUGCAAGAGAGAGCAACAUUGCGGUGGACUGGAAAGUGACACGCUCGAAGGUGCGGUAUAUGCGUAUAACAUAUAACAAAGCAAAAGCAUGGGCGCGCUCGACUGGUGCAGAGAGUAUGGAUGGCGAAACUAUGAAAAGUAGGAUUUUGUUUAUGAAAUGGAUGAAAUUUUCGGCGGUACACUGGUUGAGUCAGCAGUGAUCAACGAGAGUUUGGAGAGCAACGAUAACUCGAACUAUUCAGAAGUAGACCUCAACGAGUUACCGUCUUUUGCGGCUGUAAACGAAAGCAAAUGUGGAAAUAAGACAACCCGUAAAGGAAUCUAUUCCAGAACUGCGGACUCAGAGAUUCUACAAUUUCUAUCUGAAAUUAUCCAGCUGAAAAAACAGAAAAUUGAGCAAGAAAAGAGUUUUAAGGAGAAGGAGUUGGAAUUAAGAGAAAGGGAAUUGGCGAUUAAGGAAAAACAAAUGGAGUUAAGAGCGAAGCAAAAAUUAGUACUAAAAGACAAAGAAAUGGAAA
This is a messenger RNA of Bactrocera tryoni, 697 nucleotides long. RefSeq lists its product as uncharacterized. Bases 26 to 379 code for a protein of 117 amino acids. The record is from RefSeq and is a predicted model, not a curated record. Lineage: Eukaryota; Metazoa; Arthropoda; Insecta; Diptera; Tephritidae. The transcript is spliced from 4 exons.